CUGGGUUUGAUCAGGAAGAUGACACUUACGCUUCUUCGACAACGCGCACUUAAAAUUCCUUCUCUGAUAGCUGCAGCCAGAAGGUUUAACAGCAGUCUUGUCGAGACUGAACAAGAUGGAGAGAUCUUCCUUGUAUCGAUUGCACGACCCGAGAAGCGCAACGCGGUUGAUGCAGAGACCGCGAAAGAGCUCGCAGACGCGUUUAGACAUUUCGAGAUCGACGAUGAAAGUUCAGUGGUUGUGUUGUAUGGGAAAGGAGAAACGUUUUGUGCAGGAUAUGAUCUAGAAUAUCUAUCUACCAGGGGUCCUGAUGAGUUCCUGAGAUGGCUCACCCCCCCUGGAGAAGGAGACGGUCCCAUGGUGCGUUACAAUGUUUACGUUUAUGACAGACACUGAAAAUACGAAAUACAAAAAUUAUUUGAAAUUAUGCAAACACUUGGCAUCUUUUUUGCUAUCUAUAGAAUUCUAUUACGCUCGAUUUUUUUUAAAUGGGAGUCUUCUGUUUUGUUAUAUUUUUUUCUAGUUUGUUUUGUAUUGCAUUCAUUGAUCGUUUGUCCACUGGUGCAGUAGUAGGGGCUAUGAUGGAGGCGCAGCGAUGUGGAAGAAAAAGAACUCUUUCAUAUUGGAAUAUUUCGGAUAUUUUCCUGUUAUCCUUUUUUCAUCCAGUGACUAUUUCAAGAGAAUAGCUUUGCUGAACAAUUUAGCCAUGAAAUAUUGCCGUUAAAAAACCCUUAAAACCAUGUUAUCCUGAUUAACAAUGCUAAUUAGUGAGUAAAAUUGGAUGCCAAUAUAAACACAGAGAGAAUUCCCAAAGAGACAGGAGUACAAUAUGGAUAGUAUUAUCAGCUCUUUGAACAACUGGACUGUGGUAUUUUAUCACAGAAGGGUCAUUCAUUCUCCUUUUCCCAUUGUUGAAAGUAAUUGAAAUCAUACCACAUAGUGUUACAAUAAAAAUCUGUGAAAACAUCAAAAAACUUGAAAAAUAUUUUUUUUACAUGAUCACUGAUUGGUGAGAUGCAUGAUCACCCAAGGUGACAUGAGAAGCUUUUAAUUAAAAUCCCUGUCCUUUUUUGUCAUGGCAAAGGAACAGGCCCUUAAUAUUGAGGAUUUGGCACAAAUAUUUCUUCAAAUACAAGGAAAGUAUGAGGUGUUGAACAAUGAAAGCUGGUAAAAGGUCUACAAGGGAUCUCACACACUGAUAAUAUAUAGAUGUUUUUACUCUCUGUCCAGGGCCCAACUCGAUUGAAACUCACUAAACCAGUGAUUGGUGCCAUUGAGGGACAUGCAGUUGCAGGAGGAAUGGAGUUGGCACUGAUGUGCGAUCUCAGAGUUGUUGCAGAAGAUGCAGUCAUGGGAAUGUUCAACAGAAGAUUUGGUAAUAAAAAGCAUUAACAAAUAACCUAUGCAGCCCUUAACAUACUUUGAAAGAAAAAAUCUUCUAUAAUUGUGGCAAAAGGGCUUAGUACAGUGGCAAUGUGUGACUGUUUAAGGCAGUAGUGAUAUUGCCAUCUAGGGGGAAGUAGUGAUACUGUAGUUACUUCAUGCAACCGUGAUAAUUAGCUCUGGCUGGGUAGGUGAAUAGGUUUGAGUACAGACUGUACCUUUUUGCUUUGACAAAACAGCAUUAUUAACAUAUGAUAUUAUAAUUGUACAAAGGUGUGCCUACAGUGGAUGGAGGUACAGUGCGGUUACCAUACAUUGUUGGUCUUUCACACGCAUUAGACCUGAUCAUGACAGGCCGUGCUGUACAUGCAAAGGAAGCUCUUAACAUUGGCCUUGCUAACAGAGUUGUUCCCAAAGGAAAAACAGUCGAAGAAGCUGUCAAACUUGCAAAAAUGUUGGUUUGCUUUCCAAGAGAGGCACUGUGUGCAGACCGCAAAUCUGUUUUCUAUGCCACAUUCAAUGCAGAUUCCUUUUACGAUGCUCUGACAUAUGAAUACUCCAAAGGAGUGAAACUGCAAAUCAUGAAGGAUUCCAUUGAGGGAGCAAAGCAGUUUUUACAGGGGAAAGGCCGUAAGGGUUCGUUUGAUGACUACUUGGAUUAA
Molecule: messenger RNA, 2045 nt
Organism: Pocillopora meandrina
Lineage: Eukaryota; Metazoa; Cnidaria; Anthozoa; Scleractinia; Pocilloporidae
Source: the annotation of a GenBank genome assembly